This is a messenger RNA of Rhodotorula graminis WP1, 1561 nucleotides long. RefSeq lists its product as uncharacterized. The transcript is spliced from 7 exons. The coding region runs from base 1 to 1530 and encodes 509 amino acids. Lineage: Eukaryota; Fungi; Basidiomycota; Microbotryomycetes; Sporidiobolales; Sporidiobolaceae. The record is from RefSeq and is a predicted model, not a curated record.
AUGGUCGUCGCGACUCGACUCGCCCGCUCCCUCUCCCUCGCAUCUGCGACUCGCCCGACGCCCGCCGCCGGACCUUUCUCCGCUUCUCGCCUCAGCUUCUCGACGACUCGCUCGCCGUGUGCGCCGACCCCCGACGGCGACAACCAAGAGGGCUCAAUCGCCGACGUCUUCUCGAGCCUCGGCGGCGACGCCUUCGUCCCCCUCGAGCCGCGGUUCGCCAGCCUCAAGCAGUCGCUCUGGCACGACGGCCUCAUCGAGUCGUGGCGCAGCGUCCUCUCAGCCCUCGAGGAGCGCACGGCCGAGAUCGUUGAGCGCGGCAACAAGGUCAUUCCGCAAGUGUCGUACCGCGACAUCCGCGACGGCGUCCCUCCUGCACUCGCCGAGGAGAUCAAGCGCGUCGGGACGGUCGUCGUGCACGACGCAGUCGAGCUGGGCGAGGCCGAGCGGUGGAAGCGCGAGCUCGAGGCGUACAUCAAGCGCAACCGCGACCUCGCCAAGGGCUUCCCUGCCGAUGAUCCGCAGGUCUGGGAGCUGUACAACUCAGUCCAGCAAACGCAAGCGCGCACCCAUCCCGGCGUCCUCGGCACGCAGAAAGCGCUCCUGUCGCUCUUCCACACGUCGUCGCCCGACUCGCCCGUCAGCGUCAACACGCCCAUCUCGUACUACGACCGCCUGCGCAUCCGCUUCCCCGGCGACGCCAUCUUUGCCCUCGGCGAGCACAUCGACGGCGGGAGCCUCGAGCGGUGGGAGGAUCCAGGCUUUCGCUCGUGCUGGCGCGAGAUCCUCGCCGGUGGACCCGAGCCGCACGAGCGGCACGACCCGUGGGACCUGUCGCCGCGACUCGACGCCAAGACGAGCUUGUACCCGUCGUCGGGCCAGUGCUCCGUCUUCCGCAUGUUCCAGGGCUGGACGGCGCUCUCGAACACGGCGCCGGGCGAGGGCACGCUGCGGGUCUUUCCCGACGUCUCGCUCGCGACGGCGUACCUCGUCCUGCGCCCGCUCUUCCGACCUCGUCGAGGGCGAGAGGGCAAGCUCGGCUUUGACGACUGGGAGGUGGACGUCGAGUCGACCGAUUUCCCCGGGUCGGUCAAGGGCAAGGGUCAGGAGCUGUCGGACAAGACGCACCCGCACCUGCGCCUCCCCGAGACGAUGACGAGCGUGCCGAGGGUCAAGCCGGGCUCUUCAGUUUGGUGGCAUUGCGACGUCAUCCACUCGGUCGAGUCGCAGCACCUCGGUGCCGAGGACUCGUCCGUGUUCUACAUCCCUGCCGUCCCGCUCACGGUCCCCAACGCGCACUACCUCGCCGCCCAACGUGCGCGCUUCGCCGCCGGCACGCCCGCGCCCGACUUUCCCGGCGGCGAGGGCGAGCGCCGGUUCGAGGGCAGGGCGACGGUGCGCGACACGCACGAGGGGAGCGGGAGCGCGGGAAGGCGGGCUAUCGGCGCCGAGAGGUUUGUCGUCGAGGAGGGAGAAACGCCAGGAGGGAGGAGGGUCGUUGAAGAGGCGAACAGGAUCUUGGGAUUCUCUUGAAGCAGCUCGAGUGCAACGCAGUGCCCUCGUC